AUGUUUAGUUUAUACACGGAAGAUGAACCAAACCAUAAAAUAGGAUUCUCCUCAUACAAAACUAUAUUUUAUAAAAACUUUAAUUUAAGGCGCAAAGUUCCAGUUAAAGAUACUUGCAAUUUAUGUGAUAGUUUUAAUGCUAAAAUAAAAAAUUUUCAACACGACGUUGUACUUAGAGAGGAACAGGAGUUGCAACACAAACAGCACUUACUAAAGGCACAGGAAGCAAGAGAAUCAAUGAAGCAUGACAUGGAGGAGGCAAAAACAAACAAUAAAUUGGAGACCGCAACGUAUGACAUUGAAAAAGUUUUAGGUUUGCCAAAACUCCCCACUAACAUCGUAUAUUACAAACGACAACUGUCAAUUUAUAACGAAGGAGUACAUACAAGCUCGAACGAUACACCAUAUUGUUUUGUGUGGAAGGAGGGAACUGCGGGUCGGGGAGCUCAAGAGGUAGGAUCUUGUCUUAAAAAGUUUGUAGACAUGUAUUUAACUCCAGAAACAGAAGAAUUAAUAUUAUGGUCUGACUCAUGUGGGGGGCAAAACAGAAAUAUUAAAAUUGUAUUGCUACUAAAAGCCAUUUUAGAAGCACAUCCUUUACUUAAAACAAUCUACCUCAAGUACUUGAUACCCGGCCACAGUUUCCUACCCAAUGACACCGAUUUUGGAGAAAUUGAGAGAUCUAUUAAAUACCAAAUACAUAAUCUGGUGUUCUUGGCUUCAAGUAGUAAAGGCACUCCUGAAAGGUUGAGUCAAUUAAGUGUUGAUGAGCAACCUGAAGCCGCUUCAUCAUCGGCGAAAAGAUCCCGAGGUAUGAUCAAUAUCUUUAACGAUGAAAAAGUCGUAGCAGCUCUAGAUAAGAGCAAAGUUAGUAACAGGGAUGCUGUUCAUCUAGCUGCAGCAAUAGUGCAAUCUUUGAGAAUUGAUCUCGAGACCGUAACUUUAAAUAUGUCCUCAGUUCGAUUAGCCAGACAAAAAGUUCGUGAUGCAAGGGCUAUAAAAAUUAAAACAUAUUUUAAAACCAUGGAAUUAAAGGCUCUUGUCCUGCACUCUGAUGGAAAACUCAUGGAAGAUGUAAAUAAAAGAGAAAAAUUUACCCAUUCUAGUGGCAAAUGGAAAUAUUGA
This is a messenger RNA of Brassicogethes aeneus, 1125 nucleotides long. The record is from the annotation of a GenBank genome assembly. Lineage: Eukaryota; Metazoa; Arthropoda; Insecta; Coleoptera; Nitidulidae.